GACAUUGGGAUUGUUUUCAUUUCAGUUAUUUUAUUGUCUCACUUCAGAUGAGAACAUGCAUUUAUCGGUGUAUUUGGUUGGAUUAUUUGCGGUGGGUGCUUUUGCAUCGGUAGACAUACCGUCUCACAGAUUUGAAUUUCAACAAAUACUCGCUGGAAUUCCACAGCAAUUUUUGAAACGCAUUUUCGGUAAUUUGAAGGUUAUAUCUUUUGAUGUCGAAAAGCAAGAGGUGAUCGAACUCUCAGCGCAAGGAAAUUAUGUGUCAUACAUUAAUGCUAUGGACAAAAAUCAUCCAUCCACACCGCCUCCGCGGAUCAAUGAAGACGAUACACCACAGAAUGAUGCACCCGAAACAAAUACGCAACAUGUGCUUGAUGUGCGCUUUGACGUGCCGGACGAUGAUCAGAAUAUUGACCAGAACAACAAAUAAACAUGCUUUUUGUCGUUGUUCCAGCUUCAAUUUUGACGUUGAUAGACAUGACGAAGUGUACAUUUAUUCACUACUAAUCGCUUUACGAUGUAAUUGAUUUUCGUUUUAAUUGUGGUCACGAUUCUAUGUUCGCAGCCAGUACAAGUAAAUAAAAUUACAUAUUAACAUUACCAUCAA
Sitodiplosis mosellana (orange wheat blossom midge) is the source of this 607-nucleotide messenger RNA. RefSeq lists its product as uncharacterized. The record is from RefSeq and is a predicted model, not a curated record. NCBI's taxonomy places the organism in Eukaryota, Metazoa, Arthropoda, Insecta, Diptera, Cecidomyiidae. Bases 56 to 430 code for a protein of 124 amino acids. The transcript is spliced from 2 exons.